Messenger RNA from Sphaeramia orbicularis (orbiculate cardinalfish), 6904 nucleotides. RefSeq names its product nucleoporin 214 (gene nup214). NCBI's taxonomy places the organism in Eukaryota, Metazoa, Chordata, Actinopteri, Kurtiformes, Apogonidae. Gene Ontology annotation, cellular component: nuclear pore. Gene Ontology annotation, biological process: RNA export from nucleus; protein import into nucleus. The record is from RefSeq and is a predicted model, not a curated record. Gene Ontology annotation, molecular function: protein binding; structural constituent of nuclear pore.
GCGCGGCGUGUUUUCGAGUUCUCAGGAGACAAAUGUGGCUCAUGAGAUAUUUGUCUGAAUACACGUUAUAAACUUCAACAAGUUUACCCAUAGAGUAAUAGAGUAUCUACUUCAAAAUGAGUGACGACGCAGACUCUCCCCCUGAGAGGGAAAUGAAGGAUUUUAAAUUCCGUCAGAUGAAGAAAGCACGAGUUUUUGAUUCCCCUGAAGAUCUGCCAAAAGAUAGAUCUAGUCUUCUCGCCCUGUCAAACAAAUUUGGAUUAACGUUUGUUGGGCUUGAUAGAACAUUUAAAGUUUACCUGACCCAAGACAUCCUUGAUGCUGAUAAAGUUGAUGGCAACCCCAAUGAAAUAGUUGAGGGGAUUGCAGCUUUGUCGGAGGUAACUGUGGAUCUGACUCUGCACCACUUGGCACUUAGUUGUGAUGAACUGACUUUAUCAGUUUGUGGCAUGUCUGAAGAGUCUGGUUUGUUCCUUACAUUCUAUGAUGUCCGCACCUUCAUGAACAGGACAAGAGCACAGAAGUUACCCUUUACAUCGCUGCAGCCGGCACUGCCUCCAGGCAUGUUUGUGCAUGAUCUGAAGUGGAAUCCAGUUCAGGCAUCGAUGUUGGCGGUCUGUCUGUCUGAUGGCAGUAUGAUGAUUGUGGAUGUCGCUGAUAUUGUCAAAGUGCAGACAGAGCUACCUGCCUCAAAUGGCAUCACAAGUAUUUGUUGGAGUCCAAAAGGAAAACAAAUUGCUGCAGGGAAAAUGAAUGCCACAGUCAGUCAAUAUACUCCAGCUUUAGAAGAAAAGAAAGUCAUUCCAUGCCCAAAUUUCUACAGUUCUGACAACCCUGUCAAAGUUCUGGAUGUGCUGUGGCUCAGAACAUUUGUGUUUGCGGUGGUAUACGCUGCUGCUGAUGGGUCCCUGGAGACCCCUCCUGAGCUGGUAGUCAUCUCCCUCCCUAAAAAGGAGGAGAAAGUGGAGACAAAGUAUCUUAACUUCAGUGAUCUGGUGUACGGCAGCUGCACUGAGCGACAGCACCAUUACUUUCUCAGCCACAUAGAGGACUGGGACCUUGUUUUUGCAGCUUCAGCAGCUUCCAUUGAAGUGAGCGUUAUAGCCAGACAAGAGGACAAGAUGUGGGAGCUGUGGGUGUUGGAGGACGCCAGCAGAGCCGAACUUCCAGUGUCUGAGACCAGUGAAGACACUUUGCCCCUUGGUUUAGCCAUCGACUACACCAGCCAGCAGGAGAUCCACAUCAGUGACGAGAAGACCCUGCCCCCAGCCCCCACCAUGUUGCUGCUGUCCACAGAGGGGUUACUCUGCCCGUUCUCUCUGCUUAACCUCAACCCUGGGGUUAAGCAGCUGGUUACAGCCCCCAUCCCUUUGGCCCUGGAGGGGGAGAGACUGCCCAAGCCAGGAUUGAUGGCAGCUGCCUCCCUCAAACCUGCAGCAUCAAUCCCAUCAGCCCCAGCUGCAUUCUCUGCCCUCUCUCCUCCCUCUGUGGCUGCUGUGACUCCCCCAGUCCCUGCUGCCCCCUCCUCCACUGUCCCAUUCAGCAUCACCGCCACAGCCCCAGCGUCCUCAGCUCCAUCAGGCUUCACCUUCUCUGUCCCAUCUACUGCCUCUGCCCCCGCUCCUUCAGCCUUCUCACUGUCCAGUAUGUCCACGCCUUUUGGCUCGGGACCCUCCAGUUUCUCUUUUGCCUCCAAACCUCCAUCUGACACUCCAUUGGCACCAUCGGCCUUUUCCUUCAGCCCUUCCAUCAAACCCUCAGUAGCAGCUCCAUCUCCAACACCAACUCUGGCUCCAGCUUCAGCUCCUGCUCCAACACCUCAGAGUGUCGCCCCCCAAAAUACUGUGAAACUCAAUCUAAAUGAGAGGUUUUCAUCAGUGGAGAACACAGCUCCAGCCACACAGCCCUUCUCCUUUAUUUCCUCUACACCCAAAACAAUUGUGUCUAAUUCCAGUAGUUUGACCGCCCCACCGGCAUCUGCCACCAAGCCCCCCGCUGUGUUAGCCCCAGUGCGUCCAGUCCAAACCACCACGCCGGCCACAGUUGUCCAGAAACCUACGCCUGCUGCUCAGGGACAUGCCCAGACUCCACAGGCAGCAGUGAGUGUAAAGGCCCUGGAGAAGCAGCUUCAGCAGAAGAAAGACUCUGAUCCCAUUAUGGCUGGAAUAUUGGAGGAGAUUGCACACUUUCAAAAGGAGCUGGAUGAUCUCAAAGCAAGAAGUGCAAAAGCAGACUUCAAAGUUGGUACCAAUGAGGAGAUGAGGGAGUUGAGGAAGGAGUCGGAGGACCUUCAUAUCUUCACCUUGGAGAUUAAGGAGACCACUGAGUCUCUGCAUGGAGACAUUGGCACACUGAAGACCACACUGCUGGAGGGCUUUGCAGGGGCAGAAGAAGCCAAAGCUCAGAGUGAACUCAGCCGAGACAAAAAUUACAGGCAGCUGCUGUACAAAAAACCCCUGGACCCACGGAGUGAGGAACAGCUGAAGGAGAUUCGUAGGCUGUACCAGUAUGUCAUGUUUGCUGUGGAAGAUGUUAAUGACGUCUUGGAUGUGGAAUGGGAGAAACAUUUGGAGAAGAAGAAAAAGCAGAAACACAUGACUGUGCCUGGUCGUGAAGGUCUCUUUACCACACUGUCCAACAACCUGUACAUAAUCAACCAGCAGAAGAACAGACUGGACCACCUGGUUAAAGAACUCACUUCACUGCACCUCUACAACAAGUCUCAGACCUUAAUGAGCAGUACUUCUGCAGCACCCGCUUCCAGUGUUGAUGGUGAGCUUGAAAACUUACGGGAUGCGCUUCUGAAAACCAAGUUGGGCUCUUCUCCUCCCAAGUCCAAAUCCCCAGGAGUUAAGAUAUCACCAGGCAAACAGUCCCAGCUGCGCAACUUUCUCUCAAAGGGUCAGAUGCCACCUGUUCGAUCAAUUGCACCAGCCAACCUGUCUCGCUCAGCCUUCCUUUCACCCAAAUACUACGAGGACUUGGAUGAUGUCAGCUCAGCAUCAUCCCUGUCCCUGUCCCAGUCCCUAGACCCUCCCCCACCUCACUUAGAGCUGGAAGAGGAGGAGGAACUACAGCAAGAACCCCUCCCUUUGCCUGUCAUGCCCCCAACACUGGCCACCCCUCGACACCCCACUGUGGUGAGGACUCCGUCCAUCCAGCCGGGGUUUGGAGCAAUCCAGUCGACGCCUUUGGCUAAAGUUCACUCAGUGCAGGGAAUGGGGUUUGGACUUAGCCCUAUUGCCAGUCCUAUCCCAACUAAUAAAAUCAACCUGAGCGGAGCUGAGAGCACUGCACUGGCUACAAAGACGGUAAAGCAUGGAGCUCCACCGUCUGAAAGGACUGUACCUGUCACCAUCUCAGCCCAACAGGCUGCAGCCACGGCAGCUCUGCGCAGGCAGAUGGCUAACCAGAAGACAGCUGUGGCUAGUGCUUCAUUGACAGAGUCCACGUUGAAGACUGUUCCUCAGGUCGUCAAUGUCCAGGAGCUCAAAGACAAAGGGCCUCCUGCACCUGUUACCACUGUCAUCGGCUCUUCGGUACCAGAUCCAGCAACUCCAGUGAUUCAGCAAGUCUUUGCAUCAGUUUCUUCAAACCAGGCUAAACGAAAUCCUACCCACGUCGUCCAGAAGGCAUCCACUGAAAGUGUAUCUACCCCACAGCCAAGUUUUGUCUUUGGUCACUCGUCCAAAGCAGACGUUUCUGUUGCUCCUGCUAACACAGCAGACCAAAUUAGCAGUAAAGGGUUCUCCUUUACUCCAAGCUCUACAAGCUUCAGUUUUUCCUCAGUUGCACAAGGAGCUGGAAACUCCCAAGGGAAAGAUGUGGGUAAAUUCUCCUUUGGAAGUGGUAAAAAGGUUUUUGGUGCAACAGUAGAGGAGCCAUUCUCCCUCACCCCAAAGUCGACCUCUCCGGCUCUUGGCGCCGGGUCGCCCACUCCAAAUGAAGCGCCCAAAGCCCCCUCUGCCCAGCCCCCCAAAACAGCUGGAGGAGAGACUCUGGGCUGUUUCUCUGGACUUCGCGUGGGUCAGGGAGAAGAAGCUAAAGACUCUUCAUCUAAACCCACAUUCACAUUUGGUGACAAUGGACUUGGAAUGAGUAAAAGUCCAGCACAGUUCAGCUUUGGCCCAGGUUUGCAGAAGUCUGCUGAAGACCCCCCAGCAGCAGAUCUGUCCAAGGGCAGUUUGUUCAAACCUCCUGAAUCCAACACAAAGCUGGCCUUCUCCGUGCCUCAGCCCAGCUCGGCUUCUUCAGCCUCCCCUACGUCUUUCAGCAGUCUCCUCACUGCCCCCACGGAGCCUUUGGAAGAAACCAAAGCUCCACCACCACCAUCAGAGCCUACACCACCCCCUGAAAAAGAGCCUGUUACUGAAGCUGCUGCAGACAGCGGCAGCCCCCCUGAAAUACCCGAGCCUCCAGCAUAUGUAGCCCCCACAGAAACAGUUAAACCGCCGUCACCCUCAGCUUCACCUCCUGCACCUGCACCUACGCCUGCACCUGCUCCAACCCCAGACCCUUCCUCUUCGAUCUCUGCUCCAGCUGAGGUGACUCCUCAAACACCUGCCAGCACUGCCCCCACGUUAGAGGCCCCCUCUGCAGUCACCACCCCCACGCCCACCGCUGCUGCGGUGCCCAGUUCAGCUGCUGCCACUGCUGCGGUACCUCCGGUCCCCCAAGCGGCUCCAGCACCGUUUCAGGUGCCCAGUUCUGACAAACCAGGUUCCAUUUUUACACAGCCCCCACCUGUGACAACAGACAGCACCACCGUUGGGGUUCCACCAGUUAUCAACACCGUCGCUUCUGCAGCCUCCACCUCUACCCUUACUGCUGCAAACAGUGGCACCACCACUUCUACAACCUCUGUGUUUGGACAACCGUCUGCCACCUCAGCCUCCUCAGCUCCUUCAGCUCCUUCAGCCCCUGCAUCCACAGGAUUUACCUCUACUGGGUUUGGUGCAUCAACAGGAACUGGAUUUGGCAAAUCCAUAUUUGGACAGGUGGGUGGUUUUGGUCAGCCUGCCAGUAACACUGGGACAGCCAGCGGCUUUUCCUUUGGCCAAACAGCAUUUGGAGCAAAUUCUAGCAGUGCAACUACAGGAGGUAGUAGCCUCUUUGGGGCUUCGACUUCUAGCAAUGCGAGCUCCUUCUCUUUUGGCACCAGCAGUGCCAACACCGCUAGCAGCACCGGAACUGGCCUGUUUGGACAAAGCACAGCUCCAGCAUUCGGACAGAGCUCUGGUUUUGGACAAGCCCCCGUGUUUGGCAGUAACACCACUACAUCCUCAUCAUCAGGAUUCAGCUUUGGACAACCGUCAGGUUUUGGCUGUUCUUCUGCCACCUCUGUGUUUGGACAGCAAGGUGGCAGUGGAAGCGUAUUUGGCCAGCAGCAGCCGUCAUCUGGUGGGGGUCUGUUUGGUUCCAGUUCAGCCAGUGCACCAGGCUCCACCGCUGGGGGAGGGUUCUUUAGUGGUCUGGGGGGCAAACCCAGUGAAGACGCUGCCAACAAGAACCCAUUUGGAGCGACAGCCUCCCCCGGGGGCUUUGGGCAGCCCUCUCAGACAGGUGCCAAUAAUCUGUUUGGGAACAGUGGGGCCAAGGCCUUUGGUUUUGGGCAGCAGUCGUCCUUCGGAGAGCAGAAACCUACCGGGACCUUCAGCACCGGAGGAGGAAGUGUCGCAUCCCAAGGCUUUGGUUCCUUCUCUACUCCAUCAAAGCCAGGUGGCUUUGGCAGUGCCCCGGUGUUUGGAAGUCCUCCUUCUUUUGGAGGUUCUCCAGCGUUUGGUGGUGCAGCAGCGUUUGGAUCAGCCCCGUCAUUCAACAACUCAAUGGGUUCAUCGGCCGGUAAAGUGUUUGGAGAGGGGACGGCAGCUUCCAGUAUGGGAGGAUUCGGCUUCGCCUCACCUCCCAAUGCCCCCUCUUUUGGUGCUCUAGCCAAUCAGAGUGCUCCAUCAUUUGGGGGCCUGGCCCAGCAGAGCCCCGGGUUUGGAAGUCAGCCCAGCGGUUUCUCUGGAUUUGGACAACAGCCGCAAGGCGGAGGAUUCUCUGGAAACACCUUUGGCUCUUCAAACCAAUCAUCUUCUCAAACAUUUGCCAGUUGGAGAAGCUAGUUUUCUUACAUGUCACCACGACAGUUCUCUCCACAAUCGAGUGCUUUGUGUGACACAGACGGACAAGGACAAACGGGGACAUUGUGUGACAUUUGGGUGGACGCGCUGAAGAACGGGACGUGACAUGGAUUUACAUGCAUUUUCAGAGGAAACUGUUUUAAUAUGAAAAAACUGAGAUUUCAUGAGUGAUUUCAGUGUGCAGUGCAUUCCCUCAGUACAGGAGUUGAUGAUUAUUUACAGAUCCAUGUUUUCUUGGAUAGUUAAAGGCGACGAGUCGACCUGUGAGCGUAAACAAGUCACAUUUGGAACAACAUUCUCUGUAUGCAAACAGAUUCCCAUCUUAAUUUCUUAUAUAAAACGUCAACGAUAGACGUUUCCAGCUUUUAAUUUAGUUUUAUUACAUAAACUAAAGCAUAAUAUGGGUCAAAACACAUAUGUCUGCAUGUGUUUUGACUGCAGAAAACACUUGUUUUUCUGUGUGAAAUCAUAAAUAUGCUGUAAUAAAUGGAUUUGUAUUUGUCAUGUUCAUGUUGACAUUGCUGUUCAGGUGUCAAAUGUUUCACUCUUUCAUGUAAUUAUUUCAAGUGUUUUACUCAGCCUCGUUCCUAAACCUGAGUCCAUGUUUCUGAUUUUCAAUGCAGACCUGACCCGAUGUGUAAAAAGUAAAAGCUAAGACAACAGUUUGAACUGUAGGUGGGAGAAAGAAGAAUGUCUUUUUUUUUGGUUUUUGCAGUGAAUCCAUUGUUGAUGUAUAUUUUUACAUGAAAAACUCAAAAUAAAUAAAUCCUCAAGCAAAA